AUGUCUACUUCCAUUAAUGUUGUGAAGAUUCUGGAUGUAAUUAUUUCCGCGUGCCGCUGCAUCCCCGCAUUCAGUGCUUAUGUCAUUGCCACCAUAUCCAAGAGAAAGGCUGAAGGGGAUGCUAAAGGAGACAAAGCUAAGGUGAAGGAUGAGCCACAGAGAAGAUAUACAAGGUUGUCUGCUAAAUCUGCUCCUCCAAAGCCAGAGCCCAAGCCUAAAAAGGCCCCUGCAAAGAAGGGAGAGAGAGUACCCAAAGGGAAAAAGGGGAAAGCUGAUCCUGCCGAGGAUGGAAAUAACCCUGCAGAAAAUGGAGAUGUCAAAACAGACCAGGCACAGAAAGCUGAAAGUGCUAGAGAUGCCAAGUGA
Canis lupus familiaris (dog) is the source of this 366-nucleotide messenger RNA. RefSeq names its product non-histone chromosomal protein HMG-17-like. Gene Ontology annotation, molecular function: nucleosomal DNA binding. The transcript has 2 exons. Gene Ontology annotation, cellular component: chromatin; nucleus. The record is from RefSeq and is a predicted model, not a curated record. The coding region runs from base 1 to 366 and encodes 121 amino acids. Gene Ontology annotation, biological process: chromatin organization. NCBI's taxonomy places the organism in Eukaryota, Metazoa, Chordata, Mammalia, Carnivora, Canidae.